AUGAUGACGAACUGGCUACCAGAAACACCGUCUACGUUACCACUAUAUGCGCACACAAUGAUCGGUGUUGGUGGUCUUGUUAUAGAUUCACAGGACCGAAUUCUUCUGAUGAGGGAAAGAAGAGGAGUCUACCUCGGUUGGAAGUAUCCUGGUGGGCUUUCUGAGCCAGGCGAGAGCAUAUUUGAUACAGCUGAACGCGAAGUUUUUGAGGAAACUGGGGUGAAGGCGUUAGGAAAAGCCAUAUUGUGUUUCAGGCAGAUUGCUGGAUCUCAAUAUGAAAACGUCGGUGAUAUUUAUUUUAUUUGUGUCAUGGAAGCUGUGGAUGACACGAUGAACGUAGGAUGUACGGAGGAAGCCGCUGAAUGUAAAUGGUUCACAAGGGAAGAAAUCAUGUCGCUGCCAGAAAAGGUUUUCCGUGAUUUCCACCACGAAAUUCUCAGUAGAUAUGAUAAAUGGAAGAGUUCUGGGCGAGCUGGAUGUUAUAUGGCGUCGUGCAAAUUCACUGGUAGAGGAGCGUGUAAAAUGUUCUAUGUUGACUGA
Molecule: messenger RNA, 540 nt
Organism: Ostertagia ostertagi
Lineage: Eukaryota; Metazoa; Nematoda; Chromadorea; Rhabditida; Trichostrongylidae
Source: the annotation of a GenBank genome assembly